UGGACACAACGCCUGGAAGGCCGAUGGAGCAUGGAGGGAGCCUGGGAGAUUGGCGCAAAAGUUCUGGUGGCACCCCCGUCACCCUCCGGGCCAGGCGAGGCGCCCCGCCGCUGGGCACCAUCCGCUUCAUUGGGCAGACCGACUUUGCCCCCGGGGAGUGGAUCGGGGUGGAGCUGUUUGAGCCCAAGGGCAAGAACGACGGCAGCGUGAAGGGUCAUCGCUACUUCAGCUGCAAGGACAAGCAUGGGCUUUUCUGCAAGGCGAGCUUUCUGCGGGAGGCGGAGCCCAAGGAGCCUCCGAAGCCAACAGCCGAAGAGGUUCCCGAGGACGACGCCCAGGCUGCUGGGGCUGCUGGGGCUGCUGAGGCUGCUGAGGCUGCUGAGGUGAAGCAAGAUGCGGGAGGACGGAAGAGCCACGCCUCGCCCUUUGCGCGCCGGGCGGCGGGGGCGGAUCCCUGGGCCAGUGACAGCAGCUGCGGGGGCUCCAUCAUCGUGGCGGAGGAAAGUGAAGCCAACGACAGCGGCAGCUCGGAGGACUCGGCUGACGAGAAGCCCGACGAGAGCACUGCCCAUGCAGGCGCCGAGGCCGAGGGCGAUGAGGGCGACAGCGUUGACAAGGAGAGGGAGUCCUGGCACGCCAAGGUGCAGGAUUUGGCGCAAAGGGGUCUGCAGCUGGGGCAUCUGCUGGGCUUCUAUCAGAGUCUGGCGGAAGGGUCCCUGGUGGGGGACCAGGGCCAGAGGCUUAUGACCCACUUCGACCCGGAUCAGCACACCACCCACGACGUGGUGCGCUCCGCCAUCAUCCCCGCAACGAAGAGCACGCCCUUCGGCAGCUGCGCCUACUCCACGGCCGCCGGAGGGAACGCCGCGUGUUUGGCCACCGUCAUGGUGUCGCACCACUGGCGCAACCUCUUCUGCCACCUGGUGGCCGCGGUGGUGGCCUUUGCUCUGGGGGAGACCAGCUACGAGGCAACGGCCAAGUGCCUGGUCGAGAAGGACUUCGAGUCUUUGCGCCAAAGGCUGGACCGCCGGGACGCGCUGCGCAGCACCUUUUGGCUGUGCUUGUUCUGCGUGAACCAGCACGCCAGCAUCUGCAACGGCCUGCCGGGCGCACCGCUUCCGCGCGAGGGCCAGCGGGAGGAGGAGCAUCGAGAGGCCUUGGAGUAUCACCACCGGGAGACCCACGACCCGGUGACCCAGCAGCACUUCGAGCUCUGCGGCUGCGCCACCACCAAGCACUGGAACAACUCCUCCCUCUGCGAAAUGGACAAGUUCGACGCCAUGAUGGCGGCGCUGGACAAGGAGGUGCCGAAGGCGGUGCAGCGGAAGCUGAACCACGUCAUCGUGGUGGAUCGCAGCUUUGAGGUCUUCUCCAGGAUCUGGGUCAUGGCGGAGAUCGCCAAGGCGCAGGAGCUGGAGCUGACGCAGGUGGCCAUGCUCUUCCCGCCCCCCGAGAAGCUCAAGGCGAAUCCCACGGGCAAGCGGAGGAGCCAAGUGCCGGCCAGCGCGGCUCUGGAGGUGGCGCGGGUGCGGGAGACGCUGGACGUGCGGAACUGCAAGGCCAGCCGCCGGGAGGACGUGGACGCCAUCUUGGCGUCGAUUCCGGACGUGGACGCCUUCAACGACAAGCUGAAGGAGGUGCUCUUCAACGAGCGCUCGGGCAUCCUGGAGACCUGGAGCGCCGAGCGCUGCGCGGGCUUCUUCGACGUCAUCGACCCCCUCAAGGACCUGGUCUCGGUGGAGCAGCUGAGCGCGCCGCAAGUCAUCAUGCUGGGCCAGGAGAGCACUGGCAAGUCCACGCUCCUGGAGCGGCUGACGGGGCUGCCCAUCUUCCCUCGAAACGCGGACCUUUGCACCAGGGCGUUGAUCAAGGUGCGCCUGCGCCGGGGCGAGCAGCGGAAGCUGCGGCUUCUGGUGCAGGACAUGCAGACGCAGCGGGAUGAGGACCCGCAGGGCGCGCAGCCGGGGCAGGGGCUGGAGCUGGAGCUGGAGGGCCUGGGGGCUGCCGUGAUGAAGGAGAUGACGCGCCAGGUGCGGCUGGAGGCCUUGCGUUUGGAGGUGCCGGGCAAGGACGAGGCCUACUACGCGGCGAACGUCAAGGCCACGCCUUUGGAGCCUUCGGAUGGUCUCUGCACCAAGAAGCUGCUGGUGGUGGAGCUGGUUUCUCCGAAGGCGCCUAACCUGGACGUGGUGGACUGCCCGGGGCUGGUGGCCGCCUCGGCGCGGGGGCGGCCCGCGGACGUGGCGGCCAGCACCGCGGGCCUGGUGCGGAGCUACGCCAAGAAGCACCGGGAGGGCGGGCUCUUCGUGGUGGCGGUGAAGGCUUCUGAGCAGCCCAACAACUCCCUGGCAAUGCGGCUGGUGCAGGAGGUGGGACUGGAAGGCCGGGCCUUGGGGGUGCUCACCAUGACGGAUGUGCUCACCGGCGACCUCACGGACGGCAAGACGACGCUGCACUCCACCUUCCUGAAGCACCACGGGCCUCGGCUGCUGCAGCUGCUGAAGGGCAGCGACGAUGCGGGGGGCGGGGUGCAGCUGGGACUGGGCUACACGCUCACGGCGCUGAAUGACGUGUGCGAAGAUAGGGGCUGGCUGAGCCUCUCCCGGGUGGAUGCCAUGGCACAGUGGGAGCAGCGCUACUUCAUGCAGCUGGCCAAGCAGUGGCCGGCCAGCGCCCGGGAGCACAAGGGCGAGGAGGUUGAGCCGGACUUCUUGCUGGAGAGAUGCUCCUGCAACAGCCUUUGGCGCCACAUCAAGGAUGCGGUGGACACUUUUGUGCGCGACCAUUGGCUGGUGGACACCGUCCGACUGGUUCGACAGGAGGCGGAGCAGCUGGCCGCGGCGGAGCGGGCGCUGGGCCUGCCGCGGGCCUUGGCCCCGCCGCACGCGGCGCAGCUGCGGCGCUUCGGGGAGCUGCUGCCGGGCGCGCUGCGCAGCCACGUGCAGGAUGGCCUGGAGGCCACGGAGGACGGGAGCCUUGGGGCGCUCUUCUGCCGCCACGUCAGCCAGCGGCUGCGGGAGGAGCUGCAGAAGGCCUGGAGCGAGCGGGGGCUUUUCGGGCACCUGGCCGCGGAACUGGAGAAGGAGCUCAUGGCCUGCGUGCCGGAGGAGCUGCCGCUGACCCGGGCCACUCCCGGCGGCUUCCACCUGGCUGCGGCGCUGCGCGGCGGCCUCGCCCCGGCGGCUUCGCGGCUCGCGGGCUUCGCGGAGAAGGCGAAGGCGGGGCUGUGGCAGCGGCUGGAGCUCAAGGCCUCCGAGCAGCGCCUGGACCGCCUCAGGUCAGCAGAGGAGGCAUUGCAGGCGGCCCUCUGGGCCGAGCUGCAGGCGCUGGUUUGUUUUGUCAAGGCCCAGCUGAGGAGGAGCUCGUGUCCGAGGCUUCGCUGGAGCUGAGCCCUUGGGUGCGUCUGGAGAAGAAGUCGGUAUUCACCUUCACAGCUCGCCUGGAGAAAGCGCAGCUGGUGCAGCGCCUGUCCCUGCAGUUCCACAGGUUUCUGGAGGAGCAGCUGGGCAGGCUGCCGGAGUUGGCGGAGAAGCUACAGGAGAAGCUACCGCCAGAGGUUUUCGUGGAGGACUGCUCGGAGCAGCGCUUCCAGCUGCUGAGCCAGCUGCAGAAGCUGCGCCUGGUGCAGGCGCGGCUGAGGGAGUCCUUCGGCGAGGAGCUGCCGGAGGCGGAGGCAUCCGCCAGCGCGGCGCCCGAGGCGAAGGCAUCCGCGGCGCGCGCGGAGCACACGGCGGAGGAGUCGGAGACUCGGUUCCGGAGGACGGAGGAAGAGGUGAAAGGUGUGGUGGAAAGCUGGAAGGAGUUCUUGCACGAGCGCGCCUUCGGCUUCUUUCCGUCCGUGGAGGAGCUGGAGGCAGUGCUUGCGAGUCUGGCGCGCAAUACCGACGCAGGGACGGAUCCCUUGGAGGGCGAGGACCACGUGCUCUGGCGCGGGGAGUCUUCGGAGUCGGAGGCCUUCCUGUACAUCACCCCCGAGUCCUCGUCCCCAACAUACGUGAACCGACUGCUGGCCGCUUUGUUCGUGGAGGACGAGGCUUUUGCGCGCCUGUCCACACUGCCCAAGGAGCCCUUUCGGAUGAGCUGCGGCAACCAGCUGUGCGUCAGUCUCACCCACAUCACCCUGCCCGAGUAAGCCCAAGGUCCCACGAGUGACUGGCCAAGGGAGGGCUUCUUGUUGACAAGAAGCAAGGGAUGCCAGGAUGCCAUCCCUGCUCACCUGCUUACCUACCAAUACUGCACCGCAUCGACCUGAGUGGAGUCUAUGUGCGGACAUGCUGUUGUGUUGUGACGGGAUCUUGGAGCCAUGGUCUACAAUUGCGAACGAUGCCAGCCCCUGGAUUGCCCAGUUGAAACAGAGCAAAAUACGGAAGCGACUAGGCAGGCACUUUACCGAUCGCCGGCAGCAGUUUCGCGGCGUGCCGCCUCUGCCUCCGGAAAGAAAAAACACAGCACCCUUAUAGCAGAUCCCAUCGUGGCUGCGAAAGCCGGCGCUUGGAGCCCGUAGGUCUGGGUUCUGCCAGAUGAGCGACGAGAGGAUAGUCUUGGAGAUUGGACAGCCGCCUUGCUGCCAUGUGUCGUAGGUGAUCCACGGAGCGCAGAAGAGGAAGCAGCAAUUUUUCCAGCGGCGGCUUUGCCCAGGGAGCAAUUGAGUCAGCUCAAUGGUGUCAAUUAUUGGCGCGUAUGGUCGCGCGAUUCCUGGUACACUGAGGCGCAUAGCUCAACCGAGGCCUUUGGCAAGUCCUUGCCAGCAGGUCAAAAGAAUCUGCCAGAGGCUGCAGAGUUGGACUGGAAUGGGAGCUUGCACAAGCUGGAGCAUGUGGCAAAUCCUGUGUUGGUGGCGCAUGAUUUGAAGCUCAAACCUGGAGGUGGCAUAGUGCUUCCUGACUCGAGACAUCGAUGGUUGACAUCUCCGGCAGGUCUUUGCGCGAAGCCGACUUGAAACAGAUUGCAACAUUGAGCUACCAGCUGACCUUUGCCUUCAUUCGCAAGCCGCAAGAAGGGCAAGUUCGAGCCAUUUGCUUCUAAUCAGACCCCAUCUUCGCCAACGGGAUCAGCCUUGAACUGCCGGUCUCAUGCUUGGAGACCAGAUCAUGCAGAUUGAGGGCAAACGGGAGCAAAAGGAGACCUCCGAAAAUGGCGCGUC
Effrenium voratum is the source of this 5143-nucleotide messenger RNA. Lineage: Eukaryota; Dinophyceae; Suessiales; Symbiodiniaceae. The record is from the annotation of a GenBank genome assembly.